Molecule: messenger RNA, 941 nt
Organism: Melitaea cinxia (Glanville fritillary)
Lineage: Eukaryota; Metazoa; Arthropoda; Insecta; Lepidoptera; Nymphalidae
Product: myophilin
Exons: 4
Coding region: 99-608 (169 amino acids)
Biological process (GO): actomyosin structure organization
Molecular function (GO): actin binding
Source: RefSeq, a predicted model, not a curated record
CUUUGGGCGGGCGGCUUCGAAGUCAGUCAACAUUUUGAUACAGAUCAGGACACCCGUUUCAUACUAGUGUUCAUUAAAAAGUUGUACUACCACACAAGAUGCCAGCUAGAAACAAGGAUCAGGAGGAGGAAGUUCUAACCUGGAUCUACAAUAUCCUAGGAGAGGCUCGACCAAAGGGUGAAUAUGAAGACAUCCUCAAGGAUGGUGUUGUGCUUUGUAAAUUGAUUAACAAACUUGCUCCUGGUUCAGUUAAAAAGAUUCAAGAGAGAGGAACCAAUUUUCAGCUUAUGGAAAAUAUCCAAAGGUUCCAGGCUGCCAUUAAAAAGUAUGGUGUUCCAGAAGAAGAAAUUUUCCAGACGGCUGAUUUGUUUGAGAGACGUAACAUUCCUCAAGUCACUCUGUGCCUGUAUGCGCUUGGCAGAAUAACUCAAAAACAUCCUGAAUUUAACGGCCCACAUCUUGGACCUAAGAUGGCGGAAAAGAAUGAAAGAACCUUCACGGAAGAGCAACUUCGUGCCCACAACGCCGAGCUCAAUCUUCAAAUGGGCUAUAAUAAAGGCGCCUCCCAAUCCGGCCAUGGUGGUUUUGGCAACACACGCCAUAUGUAAUUAACUUACUAAUUACCUUUCACCACCAUGCCAAACAUAAGACCAGCGUCAAUUUAUGCGGAAAAUCAGUAUUUUAUUUUCAAAACUAGCUAAUUUAUCUUUUAACUUCUCAGGGUUACGUCUGCUAAUUUUUUAUGUUGCUCGAUGAAUGUUUGUACUAUUUUAGUUUGUUGUUUUGGAUUGAAUUUAAACGUAACGGAUUUAUCGUAGAGGAAUGCAAUAAAUUAUUAAAUAUCUUAAAAAAAUCUAUUCUGGAUUUUGUUAAGACCUCUUUACCUGACUAAUGUAAUUUUGUACAUAUUUUAUACUAUUAAAUAAAAACGUUUUAUACAA